AUGAACAUUUUAUUUCAUUCAGGUUAUACUGGAGAACUUUGCCAAUCCAAGAUUGAUUAUUGCAUCCUAGACCCAUGCAGGAAUGGAGCAACAUGCAUUUCUAGUCUCAAUGGAUUCACCUGCCAGUGUCUAGAAGGAUACUUUGGAUCUGCUUGUGAAGAAAAGGUGGACCCGUGCGCCUCUUCGCCAUGCCAGAACAACGGCACCUGCUACGCAGACGGGGUGCGCUUCACCUGCAGCUGCAGCCCGGGCUUCACGGGGUUGGCCUGCACCCAGCUUGUGGACUUCUGUGCUCUCAGCCCUUGUGCCCAUGGCACGUGCCGCAGUGUGGGCACCAGCUACAAAUGCCUCUGUGACCCAGGGUACCACGGCCUCUACUGUGAAGAGGAAUAUAACGAGUGCCUCUCUGCUCCGUGCCUGAACGCCGCCACCUGUAGGGACCUUGUUAAUGGCUAUGAGUGUGUGUGCCUGGCAGAGUACAAAGGAACACACUGUGAAUUGUACAAGGAUCCCUGCGCUAACGUCAGCUGUCUGAACGGAGCCACCUGUGACAGUGAAGGCCUGAAUGGCACGUGCAUCUGCGCACCCGGCUUUACAGGUGAAGAGUGCGACAUUGACAUAAAUGAAUGUGACAGUAACCCCUGCCAUCAUGCUGGGACCUGCCUGGACCAGCCCAAUGGUUAUACCUGCCACUGCCCACACGGCUGGGUGGGAGCUAAUUGUGAGAUUCACCUCCAAUGGAAGUCCGGACACAUGGCAGAGAGCCUCACUAACAUGCCUCGCCACUCCCUCUACAUCAUCAUCGGAGCUCUCUGUGUUGCCUUCAUCUUAAUGCUGAUCAUCCUGAUUGUGGGGAUUUGCCGCAUCAGCCGCAUCGAGUACCAAGGCUCUUCCAGGCCAGCCUACGAGGAGUUCUACAACUGCCGCAGCAUCGACAGCGAGUUCAGCAAUGCAAUUGCUUCCAUCCGGCAUGCCAGGUUUGGAAAGAAAUCCCGGCCUGCGAUGUAUGACGUGAGCCCUAUCGCCUAUGAGGAUUACAGUCCUGAUGACAAGCCCUUGGUCACACUGAUUAAAACAAAAGAUUUAUAAUCUUUUUUUGGAUUAUUUUUCAAAAAGAUGAGAUACUACACUCAUUUAAAUAUUUUUAAGAAAAUAAAAAGCUUAAGAAAUUUAAAAUGUUAGCUGCUCAAGAGUUUUCAGUAGAAUAUUUAAGAACUAAUUUUCUGCAGCUUUUAGUUUGAAAAAAUAUUUUAAAACCGGAAUUUGUGAACUCCAUAGACUACGUUUUAAUGUACUUUCAGCUCUCUAAACUGUAUGCUUCUACUACUGUGUGCUCUUUUCAUGAUAGACACUAUCACGAACCCAGAUUCAUUUCUGUGGUUGUUACAGAAUAAGUCUAAUCAAGGAGAAGUUUCUAUUUGAUGUGUGAGUGCCGGCUUUCUGAGUAGAGUUAGGAAAAACAUGUAAAGUAGAGUAUGAUGCAUAAUAGAGUAUACCUGUUACUUAAAAAGAAGUCUGAAAUGUUUGUUUUGUGAAAAAGAAACUAGUUAAAUUUAUUAUUCCUAACCCGAAUGAAAUUAGCCUUUGCCUUAUUCUGUGCAUGGGUAAGUAACUUAUUUCUGCACGGUUCUGUUGAACUUUGCGGAAACAUUCUUUCGAGUUUGUUUUUGUCAUUUCUGUAAUAGUUGUCAAGCUAGACCUUGAAAACAUACACUAUGAAAGGGCCUAGUGAGGCAAAUUAUGAUCAAUUUGGCUCUCUAUUUUCCUUUAAAACGUCAAGGUUUUUAUAUUGUGAGUAACUUAAAUUUACGUUUGAGUUGUUUGUUGCUAAGAGGUAGUCAAUGUAAGAGAGUACUGGUUCCUUCAGUAGUGAGUAUUUCUCAUAGUGUAUCUUUAUUUAUAUCCAGGACAUUUUUGUGACUGUAUUUGAUUGAUAUAUGCUUCUUCUGAUUCUUGCUAAUUUCAAAGAAUAUUGAAUAAAUGUUAUCAAGUCAAGGACA
Messenger RNA from Carlito syrichta (Philippine tarsier), 2000 nucleotides. Its product is annotated as delta and Notch-like epidermal growth factor-related receptor. Lineage: Eukaryota; Metazoa; Chordata; Mammalia; Primates; Tarsiidae. The record is from RefSeq and is a predicted model, not a curated record. Gene Ontology annotation, biological process: establishment or maintenance of epithelial cell apical/basal polarity; heterophilic cell-cell adhesion. The transcript is spliced from 7 exons. Gene Ontology annotation, cellular component: protein-containing complex; plasma membrane. The coding region runs from base 1 to 1089 and encodes 362 amino acids. Gene Ontology annotation, molecular function: calcium ion binding.